AUGUGCAUUCUUUUUAACUUUUCUUCCCCCACUAGAAUACUUGCUUUGCAAACCAUUUUGAAGAGCCUACAAAUAUGUGAAGCAUCACUUGAGAGCACAAAGAAAGAGAAAGAGAGAGAGAGAGAGACUCGUGUUGCUUCCAUGGCUUAUAGCUUUCCUGAUGUGUAUUGCUGGAUUCAGAACCUUCCACCAAUAUCAGAAUGGGAAACAAGCACCAUGGCCCUAAAUAUAUGUUCUUCUUCAAGUUCAUCCCAACCAUUUCUUAAUCUUACCUUACCCAAAAAUCAUGAAUCACCAAAACUCUCUUUUGUCAUUAUUGCAGAGUUAGAUAUUCCUGUUCCUCUUUGGACCUCAAAACCAUUCAAGCUUAGCUCAAAAACCAUGAAGUUAAUAGAUGAAGAAACCAUUUCCAAUCUCUUUGUUAAUUUCAUUCAGGCUAUCCUCCAAUAUGGCUCCAACAAGAAUAGCCCCUUCAUCAGAAUUCCAAAACUUGAUUCUUUUCCCAACAUUUCAGAUGUUUUCAAUUGUUCUUUCUUCACUCUCUCGUUCCUAGUUUGCAUGUAUGAAGCUCCAGCAGAGAUUCGUUCUAGAUGUAUUACUAUUUUUAAAGACCAUUUGACAGGUUUUCAAUCAAGACAAGCAUCAAGUUCGCUUAUGAAACUUUUGGGGUCCAACUUGGCUGAACAGUGGAUGCGUUCUGUGAACCUUGCUAUUACUAAUUGGAUUGGGGAGAUUGAAGCACUUGACAACACCUUCCGAACACCAUGCCCUCUAUUUUCUGUUGCAUCUUCGACAUUUGGGUUAUGGAAAGUGCAAUUGUAUUGUCCUGUCAUAACCAUGGAUGUUGAGAAUUCAAAAAGCCAUCCAGCAAAUGAGAAACUUCAAUUCUCUCUCAAUUAUCACCAAGUUGAAAGUGUUCUUCAAUUUAAUUACAAAGUCAUACUCAAAGAGAACUGGGUUGAAAUCAUGGUCAACAUUGACAACAUAAGGUGUGAUGUUACCAAAUUGGUGAAUGAUUAUCUUAUGAGGGAACGAGGGGCUGGUACAUCUGAAAAACACUUUCCUUCGGGAAUAUCAUUGCAACUUACACCCACUCUCCAAAACCAAGUGUUGAGUCUAUCAGUUGGCAAAUCCUCAGAGAACCCAGAAAGAGAAAUUGGUGUGGACAAAAGUAUAGAAGCUUCAUUUGAGCCACCUCAUCCCUUGGGACUUAAGGUAUCUGCUGGAGAGUCCACAACCGUGAGCUUGAAGCCCUGGAAAUUUGAGGAGUCUGUUUAUGGCUACACUGCAAAUUUGAAUUGGUUUCUUCAUGAUAGCACGGAUGGAAAAGAAGUUUUCUCAACAAAGCCUUCAAAGUGUGCAUUGCUUAACCCAAAGUCAUGGUUCAAGAACCGGUACUCGAGUGCUCACCGACCUUUCACUAGGGAAGGAGGGGUUAUUUUUGCAGGUGAUGAAUAUGGAGAAAGAGUGUGGUGGAAAGUGGACAAAAGUGCUAUAGGGAAAACAAUGGAGUGGGAGAUAAGGGGUUGGAUAUUGUUAACAUAUUGGCCUAACAAACACAUGUCAUUGUACUCUGAAACUAGGAGGAUGGAGUUUAGAGAAAUAGUCCAUCUUAAUGUUGCUUAG
Gastrolobium bilobum is the source of this 1626-nucleotide messenger RNA. RefSeq lists its product as uncharacterized. Bases 1 to 1626 code for a protein of 541 amino acids. The record is from RefSeq and is a predicted model, not a curated record. The transcript has 2 exons. Lineage: Eukaryota; Viridiplantae; Streptophyta; Magnoliopsida; Fabales; Fabaceae.